GAAUAUAUUGCCAUUGCUAAAGAGAAGCAUGGAUACAAUAUGGAGCAGGCCCUUGGGAUGCUGUUUUGGCACAAGCACAACAUCGAGAAGUCUUUGGCAGAUCUGCCAAACUUUACUCCAUUCCCAGAUGAGUGGACAGUGGAAGACAAGGUCUUGUUUGAACAGGCCUUCAGUUUCCAUGGGAAGACCUUUCACAGGAUCCAGCAGAUGCUUCCUGACAAAUCAAUAGCCAGCCUGGUGAAAUUUUACUACUCCUGGAAGAAGACAAGGACUAAAACUAGCGUGAUGGACCGUCAUGCUCGUAAACAAAAAAGGGAACGUGAGGAAAGUGAGGAUGAAAUGGAGGAAGCAAAUGGAAAUAACCCUAUUGAUAUUGAAGUUGAACAAAACAAGGAGAGCAAAAAGGAGGUGCCGCCCGCGGAAACCGUUCCUCAGGUGAAGAAGGAAAAGCACAGUACGCAGGCCAAGAACAGAGCGAAGAGGAAACCUCCCAAAGGAAUGUUCCUUUCCCAAGAAGAUGUGGAGGCCGUUUCUGCCAACGCGACAGCUGCUACCACUGUACUCAGACAACUGGACAUGGAAUUAGUCUCAAUCAAACGACAGAUUCAGAAUAUCAAGCAGACAAACAGCGCGCUCAAAGAAAAACUUGAAGGUGGUAUAGAACAAUACAGACUUCCAGAGGUCGUUCAGAAAUUUAAUGCACGUUGGACCACAGAUGAGCAGCUUCUUGCUGUGCAAGCAAUCAGGAAAUAUGGCCGAGACUUUCAGGCAAUCUCUGAUGUGAUUGGAAACAAAUCUGUGGUGCAAGUGAAAAACUUUUUUGUAAAUUAUCGACGUCGUUUCAACAUAGAUGAAGUUCUACAGGAGUGGGAGGCAGAGCAUGGCAAAGAGGAGACAAAUGGAACCAAUAGCCAGAAGCCUGUAAAAUCCCCUGAUAAUUCCACUAAAAUGUCUGAAGAGGAAGAUGAGGCUACUUCUGUUCUUGAUGUCAGAUAUGCAUCUGCUUCGUGAGAAGGUGCUGUAGCCUAGAACAAUUUGUGUUGACUACUGUGUUAUCCAGGAUAUCAGGUAUUAGCAAACCUCAGACAGCCAUCUGCAUCAUAUCUGUGGACAAGCAGCUAUUACCAAAAAAAGGCAAACGCUUCCAGUCCUGUGCUACAUCUGCCUUAAUCUCCCCUCAUUCCUCCAUACUGCCUCCACUUUCUUUCAAAAGCACCCAGGUAGCUCAUCUCUCCAUUUCGUCAAUGUCCUGCUUAAGCAUGGGAAUUUCUAGAACCAGUAACACCUGUCUGUAAAUUUUGACCAACCUGCAAAACAAGGAGCUCUUUAGCAGCCCCACAGUUAACUCUACACAUUAGGAGUUCUUAUAAUACUUGGUCCGUAGGGUAUAAGUACAUAUUGCUGCAUGGCCUUGUGGUCUCCGCUUCCUGUGUAUUCUUACGAUGACACUAUUAUUAGCGAGCUUUCUAUAAAGGAGAGGCCUGUGCACAUGCCAGUGGUGUCAGGUUUGUUCUGAAAUGACAGGGCAUGUUAACA
This is a messenger RNA of Cariama cristata (Red-legged seriema), 1536 nucleotides long. It is a transcript of the gene RCOR1, whose product is annotated as REST corepressor 1. Bases 40 to 1011 code for a protein of 323 amino acids. Gene Ontology annotation, biological process: negative regulation of DNA-templated transcription; regulation of transcription by RNA polymerase II. Gene Ontology annotation, cellular component: histone deacetylase complex; transcription regulator complex. Lineage: Eukaryota; Metazoa; Chordata; Aves; Cariamiformes; Cariamidae. The transcript is spliced from 9 exons. Gene Ontology annotation, molecular function: transcription corepressor activity. The record is from RefSeq and is a predicted model, not a curated record.